This is a messenger RNA of Sinocyclocheilus anshuiensis, 2747 nucleotides long. Its product is annotated as leucine-rich repeat and calponin homology domain-containing protein 3. Gene Ontology annotation, cellular component: cytoplasm. Gene Ontology annotation, molecular function: protein binding. The coding region runs from base 20 to 2473 and encodes 817 amino acids. The transcript has 22 exons. The record is from RefSeq and is a predicted model, not a curated record. Lineage: Eukaryota; Metazoa; Chordata; Actinopteri; Cypriniformes; Cyprinidae.
UGCCCUCCGCGCGCUGCGCAUGCGCACUGCCACUGUCCGGGCUCGUGCGGGGCCCGUGACGAGGCGAUCCAGCGGGAGUGUUAGCUGUGUAAUGGCGGCUUCGGUGUUGCUCUCCGCGGAAAGCGCCGUGCCCUUGUUUACCGUCGGCCCCCCCGCCGCAGCUGCGGCGGCGGGAGCUGCUCAUCACGGAUUACCCAGUGCUCCUGGAGCCGCGUCCUGGAGCCGCUCGCUGGACCGGGCGCUGGACGAGGCGGCGGCCACCGGAGCGCUCACCCUCAGCGGCAGGAAGCUGAAGGAGUUCCCGCGGAGCGCCGCCGGACACGACCUGACCGACACCACCCGCGCCGAUCUAUCACGAAACAGACUGACAGAGCUGCCGGUGGAGGUGUGCAUGUUUGUGUCGCUGGAGAGUUUGAACCUGUACCAGAACUGCCUGCGUUCACUACCAGAGCGUCUGAUAAACCUACAGUCCCUCACCUACCUAAACAUCAGUCGGAACCAGUUGUCCACUCUUCCUGCUCAUCUGUGCCGUCUGCCGCUCAAAGUUCUGAUCGCCUGCAAUAACAAGCUGGUAUCGCUGCCGGAGGAUCUGGGCAAACUCAGACAGCUCACCGAACUGGACGUCAGCUGUAAUGAGAUCCAGACGCUUCCUCCACAGAUCGGUCAGCUGGAAGCUCUGCGCGACCUCAACAUCCGCAGAAACCACCUCGUUCGCCUGCCUCCUGAGUUGGCCGAGCUGCCGUUGGUCCGGCUUGAUUUUUCCUGUAACAAGGUAACGACGAUCCCAGUAUGCUACCGCAAUCUCAGACACCUCCAGAGCAUCAUUCUGGACAACAAUCCUCUCCAGAGCCCACCUGCACAGAUCUGUAUAAAGGGAAAGAUCCAUAUAUUUAAAUAUCUGAACAUGGAGGCAUGUAAAGCAGCAUCAGACCUUCCAGACUACGACAGAAGGCCACUGCCUUUCGGAUCCUGUGCAGAGGAUUUGUGUUCUGGCCGGCUGUACGGAGCUCUGGACUCUGGCUUUAACAGUGUGGACAGUGGAGACAAGAGGUGGUCUGGAAAUGAGCCUUCAGACGAGUUGUCAGACUUGCCUUUAAGAGUGGCGGAAAUCACCAGAGAGCAAAGACAGAGACGAGAUCGAGAAAGAGAACGUGAGGAUCAUUGGACGGGGUCUCACGUAACCAAUGGCGCAUUGGAAGCAGAGCUUGAACAGAUAGACUUCAUUGAUAGCUGUACGGGGGAUGAUGAGGAUGAGGAUGGGUGGAGCCGUAAAGGGGCGGAGCCUGUCAGCCUCAGCUCACAGUUUAUGGCCUACAUUGAAAGACGAAUCACCAGAGAGGGGUCACCCGUGAAGACCAGCCCAUCCAGAGACUUAAGAACUGAUGAUCCAAGACGCCAAAUCUCCUUACAUAACCGUGGUGGCUCAGAUACAGCGGUCACAUCUUCAUACGCUCAUAAUCAGCGUUCUGGUGGCGGUGUGGAGAGAGUGAGACGGGAAGCUCAGCUGGCAGCUCUGCGGUACGAGGAGGAGAGACAGAAAACAAGAUCAGUGCAAAGAGACGCCGUUAUGAAUUACGUCAAGCACAAGUCGUCUCAGAGCCCAACGAAGCCCAGUCCGACAGACAGUGAGAGUCUGUACCCCUCCAGACGGUCCACUCACACCGAUGACUCCGCCCUCUUCAUGAGUGAGUUUGAGCCCCUACUGAUAUUUGAGAUAGACACAGGUACCAACACUAUAAAGAAGAGGCCAGACCCUCACAAACAGUCUCUCUCUGCUGUGCCGCUGGAUGGCCGUGUGUCUCCCACUUUAUCCGUGGCCUCCUGUAUGCCACAGCAAGGAGAAGAUUAUGGCUCGCUGUCUCCCACCGGCCUCCAGUCCCCGUCUCCCUCCCGUGGCCCCAGCCAGAGACCUGAGAGUUACCUCUUCUGCCUCAGUCAGCGAGAGGAGAAGAAAAAAGAAGAAUCAGGCACACAGAAGGCGGAGCCAGUGGAAGCCACGCCCACACAGAGUCCCGCCCCCACGGGACAGGAGGCUAUGCUGAUAGAGCAGCUGAGAAGGAAUAUCGAGUGUCGACUCAAGGUGUCCUUACCCAGUGAUCUUGGGGCAGCUUUGACUGACGGGGUCGUGUUGUGCCAUCUGGCCAACCACGUACGUCCCCGAUCCAUACCGAGCAUCCAUGUACCCUCACCGGCAGUGCCCAAACUGACGAUGGCCAAGUGUCGACGUAAUGUAGAGAACUUCCUAGAGGCCUGCCGCAGAAUUGGAGUUCCUCAGGAUAGUUUGUGUUCAGCGGGUGACGUCCUAAAAGGGGAGGUGGUUUGUGUGUUUAGGCUGGUUGAGGCCUUGCUCUCUCUGGCACCGCCUCCCUUUCGCUCCACCCCUUCUUCCCAGCUGGCUGGAUUUGCUCUUUUCUACCUGUCAAUCAUGUCGCUGCUAUGCGCUCUCUACUGCCACCUGGUGCCAAGCCUUUAAAUUGCACUUCCAUGUUGCUCACUGCACUAAAAUAGCCAAUUGUUUGUCUUUGGGCAGAAUUACACAAUAGCUGGCGUUUACGCACACAGAUGUUACGUUUAUAGUGUUUUCUAGUGCACAUAAUCGAUACUUCGCUAAGCUCCGCCCCCUCUGCGUAUAGUUGCUUGCUUAGGCUUUAUAAAAUAACAUUCAUGCAAAUUUCUUAAAGGGAUACAAUUUGGUUUAAUGGUAUUAAUACAUGGACUGGAAAGAAUUGUGAUGAAAGAAUGUGCUG